Molecule: messenger RNA, 2457 nt
Organism: Grosmannia clavigera kw1407
Lineage: Eukaryota; Fungi; Ascomycota; Sordariomycetes; Ophiostomatales; Ophiostomataceae
Product: elmo ced-12 family protein
Exons: 1
Coding region: 1-2457 (818 amino acids)
Biological process (GO): actin filament organization; cell motility
Cellular component (GO): plasma membrane
Source: RefSeq, a predicted model, not a curated record
AUGGACCAGGCAGAUAUCCCGGCGCUGCUGUCGCGGCUGGCGAGCGACGAGGACGCGGCGCGCAAGAUGGCCGUGUUCAAGCUACAGUCUUCGAUCAACGACCCGGCAUUUGCAGACGUUUUCAUCUCGACGGGCGGCCUGAUGGUGCUACGGCGGCUAAUACUGACGACGGGAGGAAACACGCUGGCAUACUCGCUGCAGUCGCUGAGCCGGCUGCUGGAGGUGGACAUGGGCUGGGAAAUCUUCGAGGGGCCGACAGCAGGCGAUUUGGUGGAGCGGAUCGUGGAGCUGAUCGUGACAAACCCGCUGGUCAACAUUCUGCGCGGGGCGAUGAGCAUCCUAGUAGCGCUGGUCAGCCACAGUCAGUCGUCGACGGCACGCGGUGUUGGUGUGGGCAUCGGGGCCGGCUCGGCGGCGUCGGCACUGCGCACCAGCCCGGCAGGCAACUUUGGGUUCCGGGCGCUGAAGCCGGCGGUGGCGGUGUAUCCGCAGUUCUUUGAGCUGGUGAUACAGCAGCUGCAGUCGGCGGACCACGCGCUGUGCGCCAACGCGCUGAUGCUGGUCAACGCGCUGAUCCGCGACGCGGUAUCAGGCGAUCCGAUGGCGGCAGGAGGUGACAUGUCCGCAGCAGCCUCGACAACGUCAAUGGCCGGGACGCUGCCAUCCGGUGAGGACUGGUCGAAGAUGAUCAAGCGACUGCAGGACCUAGGUCUCAUCAAGGCGGCCUAUAACCUGAUGCAGAGCUCGGCGCUGCAGGACCUGGCGCACCCACUGCUCGAGUUCCAGUCGCUGACCAAGGUGCUGCUGCGCAAGUGGCGAGAGGUGCGAGUGGACCUGGAGCGGCCGGAACACCGCCGUGCACUCAAGGGCCUGCACCUGGCCAGCGCGCCCGACCGGACGGUGCACCACAACGCCGGCAGUGGCGUCCUUUCGAUCGUGAGCGGGGGUGGGGGGGAUAGCGAGACAUCCACAGCGGCGGCGACAGCAGCAGCGAAAAAGGGCAGCCGACGACAUAACCCGGAGAAGUGGAGGCGGCUGGGGUUUGAGACCGAGAGUCCAGCAGGCGAGUUCGAGGCAGCAGGGUUCCUGGGGAUGAUGGACCUAACGGACUUUGUGCGCAAGAACGAGGACGGGUUCCAGAAGCUGCUGCUGGAGCAGUCGUCGCGGCCGUUGAGCCAGCGAUGUCCGGUGGCGCGAGCCAGCCUGGCCGUGACGAUGACGCUGUACGAGCACUUUGAAGUGGACCGGGCAGACCUGGACGACCUGAGCAAGGACCUGCAGGGACGAGACGGCGGGGGUGGUGACGGCAAGGACAUGGACCGGAUCUUCCGGCCGCUGGUGCUGCAGUGGUCACGGCUACACACGGCGGGGCUGCAGGCCUUCUUCCGGCUGUGGAAGGCGACAGGAGCCGGACGGGAAGACUUUGAGAAGGUGGCAGAGCUGGUGCGGAUCCUGGUGGAGGAGGUGGUCGGCCAGGCCGGACGGACCAAAGAUGUAGCCGAGGUGGAGGAGGAACUGCAGGAGCACGGCUGCGGGCGGUUGCGCGAGCUGCAGAUGGGGCUGCUGGAGCUGUCGUUUGAGGACCAGUGGGGGACACAUCUGCACCAAGUGCGCGAGGAGCUGAGGAUGGAGGCGCUGCAGUUUGUCAAGGAGCAGCGGGUGCGGUGUUUGCUGCAAGGAGCUUGGUUUUCGCGGCCGCUGCCACGACGAGAUCUGGAGCAGCAGCAGGAGACGACAGAGGGUCGGCGACGAUUGUACGAGCCCAAGGGCUGGCGGUUUGUGCGGCUGUCACACAACCGUCGGUACCUGCACUACGCCGACUUUGCGCAGCCGACGACGGGAACGGAUCCGGGGCCUGGACUGGACGUUUUGACGGAGAAGGUGGACCUCAGCACAAUCAGCUCGGUGGUGUCGAACGUGUCGGCAGCGGCAACUGCUGCGACGAUGACGACGACGACGGCGAGCGAGGAUGGCGAAAACAACAGCAGCAGUAGCGAGGCGAGACCGCCCGGGACAGCUGGAACGUCAGGGACAGCGAUGACGGCGACGACGGCGACGACGACGCGACCAGCAGCAAGACCGAUGGCGACGACGACGACCAAGAUCACCGUGUUUGCCUAUGAGAACACCGUGACGACAGGGCGCACAGGCAGCAGCGAGGCCGAAGCAGCAGAAGCAGACACGGCCGAUGGAGCAGUCAGAGAGGUGGCCAUCCUGACGCUGCACCCGUUGAACCACUCAGUAGCGUCAGAGUGGCUGGACGGACUGCUGAUGCUGCUGCACCAGGCGCCCAUCACGGCAGAGACGAACAAGCUGGUGUCCCUGGUGGGCGACUACGGACUCAAGAUCCGGCUGCUCAACGUGCGGCUGGAGGCCGUGUAUGCAGGGCCGCCGCCGGGUGCCGGAGCAGUUCCGAGUCGGAAGGGCCUGGACGACGACUACUUCUACCAGAUCUGA